Messenger RNA from Capsella rubella, 905 nucleotides. RefSeq names its product START domain-containing protein 10. Gene Ontology annotation, molecular function: lipid binding. The record is from RefSeq and is a predicted model, not a curated record. NCBI's taxonomy places the organism in Eukaryota, Viridiplantae, Streptophyta, Magnoliopsida, Brassicales, Brassicaceae. Bases 95 to 829 code for a protein of 244 amino acids. The transcript is spliced from 4 exons.
UUUCUUAACCAAACCCAUAUGACUUAAAAAUGCAAGAGCGCCACAACACAAGUUUUCAUACCUCCGGAUUCCUCAAUCUCCUCUAUACAAGAUCAUGAACGGUCCAGUCCCCUCAAGCUCCUCAUGGUCGGUGAGCGAGGAGUCGCUGAGAAGGUAUGUUAGGUUCGCGAGUGAGAGCUGUAUCCAAGAGCUCUUAUCUUCCUCUGAGGCCGGACGGUCAGGGAACGCGACCAAUGGAUGGAAGAUCGUGAGGCAUGACCCGACCGGUGUAGAGAUUUCAAAACGCGACACUGGAUCGUUGCAUUCGUUUCGAAGCCGUAGGAUCCUCACAUCAGUCUCUCCGGAUCAGUUCGUCAAAGUCGCAAAUGCCAUCGACGCAGCCAAGCAAUGGGAAGGCGACCUAGUGGAAGCAACACAUAUUAGAGAAAUAGAUGAGAAUCUAAGUGUGAUCCGUUUAAGGUUUGGGGAAAACUCGAAACCACUCUUUAGGAACAGAGAGUUCAUUGUCUAUGAAAGACGUGAGACCAUGCAAGACGGCACUCUCGUGGUGGCGGUUGCGUCGCUACCAAAAGAGAUGGCAGAAGGAUUAGAGCCAACAAAGAAAAAGAAACACAACUCAUUUGUUAGAGGUUUUUUGGUUGAGUCAGGUUGGGUUUUGGAGAAGCUUGAAGAUACCUCUUGCAUGAUUACCUAUGUUGUUCAGUUGGAUCCAGUAGGAUGGUUGCCAAAGUGUUUUGUGAACAGGCUAAACACAAAGCUAGUAAUGAUUAUUGAUAGUCUUAGAAAGCUUGCUCAAGCUUCUCUACCUAAUUCUCUUCCUCCUACUUAAUUAGUACUUCGUUCUCUCCUAUUUUUUCUUUGUUUGUAUCCAUAUUUUUACAUAAAGAGUUGAAUUAUCGAUCGUA